AUGCGACAACUGCCAAAGAUGCUCACCGAUCAUCCACAACUCGGCCGAGACAUUACACACGACGGAAAUCGGAUGGCCGUUUCAAAGAUGGGGGCUCGACAUACUUGGCCCCUUCCCAAUCUCCAAAGGACAGGUGAAGUUCCUGAUUGUAGCAAUCGAUUAUUUCACAAAAUGGAUAGAAGCCCAACCUCUAGCGAAAAUAACGUCAGAAAAGCAUCUUUCUUGCAUGAUUUGAAUAUAAAGCACAAUUUUUCCUCGGUGGAGCACCCACAAUCCAACGGGCUCGCCGAAGCUGCUAAUAAAGUUAUCUUGCAGGCUCUAAAGAAAAAAGUAACACUUGCCAAAGGACAAUGGGCAAAAUUGAUACCAGAAAUCCUCUGGGGUUACAACACCACCCCGCAAAGCUCAACUAAAGAGACACCAUUCAGGCUAAUGUUCGGAUCCGACGCCAUGAUCCCGGUAAAGAUAUCACAAGGCUCGGUCAGAACAACCUAUCUCGACGAGGAUACCAAUGAUCAAACUAGAGAAGCAGAGUUAGACCUAUUAGAAGAAGUACGAGAAGAGUCAAGAAUAAGACAUGAAGCAAUGCAACAAUUAACUCGGCGCAAAUACAACACAAGGGUAAGACCCCGAACACUACAGCAAGGAGACCUUGUGCUCCGACGACUGGAAGAUGUCCGAAAACCGCCAGGAGAGGGUAAGCUCGCCGCCAAUUGGGAAGGUCCUUUCAGAAUCAUACAAGUACAUGGCCGAGGUGCAUACUCGUUACAGACCUUGGAAGGAGAUAAUCUACCGAACACUUGGAACAUCACGUCCCUACGAUUGUACCAUACUUAA
This is a messenger RNA of Arachis ipaensis, 837 nucleotides long. Lineage: Eukaryota; Viridiplantae; Streptophyta; Magnoliopsida; Fabales; Fabaceae. The record is from RefSeq and is a predicted model, not a curated record.